Molecule: messenger RNA, 1869 nt
Organism: Danaus chrysippus (African queen)
Lineage: Eukaryota; Metazoa; Arthropoda; Insecta; Lepidoptera; Nymphalidae
Source: the annotation of a GenBank genome assembly
AUGGAGUUCGUUAAACUUUGGGCGCUAAUUAUUUGUUUGUGUUCGGUGAACGCUCGCGAAAUUGACAUUAAAAAUGAAUUGCAAUCCCUGACCGAACAAUUCAAGGCUCUGAAGACCGUGCAUCUGGCUGAUGUUUCCCGCCUCAAAGAAGAGAUUAAGGAACUCAAGAAGAACGCUGCUAGUACGUUAACUGACAACUACACUCGCAAUGAACAAGCAACUCUGCAAUGGGCCAAGAGUUCCAUGAGAGAACUUCGAAUUGAAAUGCGUGAACUAAGUCAAAGCAUUAACAGCUCGGUACUGCUGCGACAAUUGCAAAACAUCCGCAAUGAGUUAAAACGGGCGUUGUCUGAGAACACGGACCUGGCUCAGUUAGCUCGUACUCAGGAAGCCCGCGUGGACAAAUUGGAUAGCGAAGUCGGCCGGCUGAAAUACGACAGCCAAGAAAUAAGAGGCAUGGUCGCUGAGAUGCGCAGUCAAGUCGCGAAACUCUCAAAGGAGAUUAAAUUGAAGACACUCAAUGAAGAUAGCUUCAAUGACGUCCUAGAGCCAUACGAAAAACGUGCUUCAGACUCGCAUCCUAAGCAUGGACACAAAAUACGCCACAACAAAAUGGUGCAUGCCCAAAUAUCCCGUUUGGCCCGCAGCCAAAAUCAAUUGGAUGAAUACCAACAGCACUUGCAGACCCAACUCCUCGAUGUGCUUCGUCGUCUCGACCGCAUUGAAGAAGCUAACUGGAAUCUGGUUUCAACUCGAGUGGAUUACCUUGCAACUGAAACUAACACAAUCAAAAGUGAACUGAACAAUGUAACCCAACGAGUGGCCGACUUUGAUAAAGUCCACGCCUCUAUGCUUGAACUGCGCGAAGACGUUGAAAGCAUUGAGAACAAAGCCGACAAAACAAUUCCUGAGUUUAAAAAAGAGAUAUCUAAACUGGAUAUUAGUUUCGCCCAGCUCAACGCUCAAUCUUCUUAUCUAAAAGAGGACCAAGAGAAUCUCCGUCAAUCUGUUAAGGCCAUCGCAGUCAGCGUGAGCAACACCAUUGAUCGUGCCGAAAUGGAUCGUCUCGUUAUCAAGGCUCUCAAUGACUCAGUGAUCGGUCUCGAAAAUAUAAGCAAGCAGCACUACUACCGCCUCAACGAUCACAUUCUCAAGAGUGAGGCCAAUAAGACGACAAUGGUUAGCCAAUAUAUUCCGCUUCCUGAGCUUAUUGAUGAAGUUAAAGAGCUUCAGCCCCUUGAACGCGAGUAUGAAAAUCUGGUUGUUCAAUUACCCAAGGAUUGCUCAAGCGUGACUGGACCUGACCAAGUUUAUUUAAUAAAUCCUGGUCAUUCUCCGGUUGAGACCUUUUGCAUCAAUGGAAGUACCCUUAUUCAACGCCGUUACAAUGGAUCCGUAGAAUUUAAUAGGAAAUUUGCUCAAUACGUGCAAGGGUUUGGUAACGCAGCCUCCGAAUUUUGGCUUGGCUUGGAAUCGAUGCACCAGUUGACAUCUGAUAACUGCUCUUCUAUGAGGAUUGAGAUGACCGAUAUUUAUGGAAGCUCUUGGCAUGCUGAAUAUGAUCAUUUCUCCGUUGGAAGCGCUGAUACUGGAUACGUUUUGACUGUGAGCGGUUUCAGAGGUAAUGCUAGUGAUGCUUUUGAGUACCAAAACCAUAUGGAAUUUUCUGCCAUCGAUCACGACCGAGAUAUCUCGAAUACUCAUUGCGCUGCCAACUAUGAAGGAGGUUGGUGGUUCUCUCAUUGCCAGCACGUGAAUAUCAAUGGCAAGUACACUCUUGGCUUGACCUGGUUUGACUCUCUAAGGAAUGAGUGGAUAGCGGUUGCAACCAGUGAGAUGCGCCUAUUCCGUAACAAACGCUGUACUUAA